This is a messenger RNA of Aplosporella prunicola CBS 121167, 741 nucleotides long. RefSeq lists its product as uncharacterized. NCBI's taxonomy places the organism in Eukaryota, Fungi, Ascomycota, Dothideomycetes, Botryosphaeriales, Aplosporellaceae. Gene Ontology annotation, molecular function: protein binding. The transcript has 2 exons. The record is from RefSeq and is a predicted model, not a curated record. The coding region runs from base 1 to 741 and encodes 246 amino acids.
AUGGCCAACAAAGGGAACUGGGAGUGGCCUAAUCCGCUAAACAUUGCGCGCAUAGAUCAAAGUAUGAUUACUCUCCUGAUUGGACCCGAAGAAAAGGCUUUCAACAUCCACCAGGCACUCCUUUGCUACUGGUCUCGUUAUUUCUGUAACGCACUUAGUGGUCCUUUCAAGGAAAGCCAGAAGGAGAACCUUAAAGUGCCAGAUGUGGAGGUCGAAGUCUUCGAGUUCGCCUUCAACUGGCUCUAUACAACGAACCUAUCGAAUGAACUAUUUCGUGACGAAGGUAUCCUGGCAGCAAAGCUUUACGUUUUUGCCGAUUACUACGACGUCCGCGAAAUGAGAAACUGUCUCAUGAACCUGAUGUACGAAGAAUACAACGUGACCGCGGGCGACCUUCCGGGCUACGACUUAGUGUUGUUUGCCUUCGAAUAUCUUCCUCAAAACUCUAUGUUUUGUCGCUUCCUGCUGGACAACUACACCUGUAACUUCGCCCCUGACCAUGACAAAAAGACACCUGGAGAUAUCGAAAAGCGCGACAGGUUACCUCUCUCGUUCCUUAUGCCACUCAUGCUGCAACUAGCAGAAGAGACGAAUGGGAGAGACCCAAGAAAGAAACUCAAAAAUAGGAUAAGGGGGCUACAAUAUUAUAUCGAACAUGCUGAGGAGGAGCCUCAAGCAACCGGUGGAGAUCAAGAAGGAACGACGGCUGCCGAUCGUCCGGGCCUUGUAAAAUUGAAAUAA